UUUUGUAAAUGCUUUUGUGGCUCCAACUCUACCAUUUUCGAAUUAGACGUGAAUGAACCAAAACCUUGUGGGCUUUGUACAAAACAGUUCUGUUUGGAAAACGUCAAAGAUGGCAUCUGUGAUGGCAUUGCAGAUGAAACCUGUCCCAGUAACGACUUCAAAACAGCAUGCUUUGCACGCGAUUCCUAUAAAGACGAAAUAAUCGUUCGAUCGUUUCUUAUUAUCACCAUCGGCCUCAUCUCUUGGACACUAAUCAAGCCAUAUAUCGAUAAGUGGAGA
This is a messenger RNA of Mycotypha africana, 279 nucleotides long. RefSeq lists its product as uncharacterized. Lineage: Eukaryota; Fungi; Mucoromycota; Mucoromycetes; Mucorales; Mycotyphaceae. The annotation marks the transcript as partial. The transcript has 2 exons. The record is from RefSeq and is a predicted model, not a curated record.